UACUUGGCACCUGUAGGAGGAAGUUACUUGGCUGGGUGGAUCUCUCAGGUAAUCACUAUGCCAAGGUCCGUAGCAGAGGAUACAUCUCCAGGGUUACAAGGCGACGGGAGCAGUGAUGGCGGAGUGCGAGCGAUGGCUCUUCUCUCUCGUGAUGUUUUUGGCUGUGAUGUGCUGUGGAUGUGACUCACAGGCGUCUCAGCAGUUGCAGGUCAUUCAGGACAGUUUGCAGAAGCUUCAGCAAUCCAUUGGAGAUGCUACAAUAAUAAAAUCGGCGAGUCCAGAAGUCAAGAAGCAGAUCACCAGUCAGUUCCAAUCCCUGCUAGAAAUUCUGCUUCGAGUCAAUGCUGCGGGAACACAAAAGGAGAGCCAACAGGCGGCAGUUGAAAUCUUGAACCAUCCAACCAUCCAACAAAUCCUAAUUUCAACGGAACUUGUUGAUUUCCAAAACAUCAACGGGUCGUCGCUGUU
This is a messenger RNA of Penaeus vannamei (Pacific white shrimp), 468 nucleotides long. The record is from RefSeq and is a predicted model, not a curated record. Lineage: Eukaryota; Metazoa; Arthropoda; Malacostraca; Decapoda; Penaeidae.